This is a messenger RNA of Pelmatolapia mariae (spotted tilapia), 7348 nucleotides long. It is a transcript of the gene slc41a1, whose product is annotated as solute carrier family 41 member 1. The record is from RefSeq and is a predicted model, not a curated record. Bases 1208 to 2863 code for a protein of 551 amino acids. Gene Ontology annotation, biological process: monoatomic cation transport. NCBI's taxonomy places the organism in Eukaryota, Metazoa, Chordata, Actinopteri, Cichliformes, Cichlidae. The transcript is spliced from 12 exons. Gene Ontology annotation, cellular component: plasma membrane. Gene Ontology annotation, molecular function: monoatomic cation transmembrane transporter activity.
UACAAUGUAACGGGCAGACUGGAGCCGCACAGAGGGCAGGGCUUAACCAUUAACUAACAUUAACCAUUAAAUCAGCUGUGCAGAGCCGGUACCGCACAUAAGGCGUGCGUACCGUCUUCCACGCCUCACAAGCCUGAGCGCGUUAACAAGAGGUGGAGGAUAAAUUCAGCCGGGCACACGGAGUCCCGGUACUCAUACAGAUCAUCACUCCGGUCUGUCCGCCCCUCACACCGAGGACCGCUGGCACUCAGAGGGGGGGGGGACACAAUUUUUCACGAGUUUAACACUCGUGGUUACAGUGGCAGUGACAUGGGCUCCAGCCCGGCGAUGGAACAGAGAGCCCUCUGCCCUCGUUUAAAUGAGCAGCAGAACAGAAUAGCAGGGCUCGUCUAUUCAGCCCUGACCAGGGGAGCACUAAUUUACGCCUUUGCCAUGUUGGGUUCGGGUGGUGUUGGUCCUGACUACUAAGCAGAGGAUUGUUUGAGCCGGGAAAGUCCGUGCGGAUGUCGCAACUUGCAGUCAGAGGAAAGCUGCUUCAAGUCAGCAGCAGCAACACUGGAAGGUGACGGUCCACUCUGGUUGGAGAGAUACUUUUUCACAGUUGGUAAUUCAAUCCUCAUACUGAGACCUUUAAAUAUCACAUUUGAAAACUGUCCAGCGGCCACGUGUUGUAAGGUGAGACGUUUGGAGCCCUGUGCAGCGACCAGUCUCACAUGGACAGCAGACUGACAGCAUGACCGGUGCCACUGCAGGUCUCUGAUUUACAUAUUUGUCCAGCUUGUACUGAACUGCAAAGGACUUUUUGCAGCUGACUGCAGGGGAUUUCUGUGGUGAGUCCCCUCCCUGUUGUUUUCUAUCCUUUUCUGUGUUGAACCAGUAUGCCUUCUGUUUUUUGCCGGCCUAACCUGAGCACCUUGCAGUGAAUGGAGAACAUACUGGUUCUGCUCCCGAAGCACCGACAGGAACACAGGCUUUGCAGACGCACGGCUGCAUGUGCCUCGCUGCAGGUUUUUUCUGGCAGAGUGUUUUUCUCCCAGUCUUUAUGACCGACCUCCACACCUUGUCGGCCUCUUUAAUGGGAUAAAUCAGUUGGACUGAUCAGGUUCAAAACCAGAUCCGGUGGUCAAUUCUGACUUUCCCACAAAACCGUUAGGCUGAGGCACGCUGACCUUUUCUUAUCAAGCCCACUGUCUUCAAAGGCUUCCGCAUGGUACUUUGGUCGAAAGAACAAGAAAAGCUCCCCGACAUCGACAUGUCCUCUGGGGCCAUUGAGAUGAAGAAGGAGGGAGGCCCCCUCACUUCGGCCUUCCUCAACUCCAACUCCACCGUCCACCCGGUGAUCCUGACCAAGGGCCCUGAAGAAGUGAGCCCGGUGACCGGAGAUGAGUUUGAGCUCACCGAGGUCACAUCUUUCCCCGAGCGAGUGAAUGAGACUGGGGAGAACGACGAGAGGUCGGAGAUUGUGGUGGCCAUGGACUGUCGGGCCAAUGCCAAAGGUCAGCGAGAGGAGGAUGCUCUCCUGGAGAAUGCAAGCCAGAGCAACGAGAGUGAUGACACCAGCACCGAUCAGAGCCCCGAACCAACAGCACCCCUCAAGGAGACCUCCUUUUCCAUCGGACUGCAGGUGGUCUUCCCCUUCUUGCUGGCCGGGUUCGGGACGGUGGCAGCAGGGAUGGUGCUAGACAUCGUCCAGCACUGGACGGUGUUCACCGAUGUGUCUGAGGUGUUCAUCCUAGUUCCUGCACUGCUGGGGCUUAAAGGCAACUUGGAGAUGACGCUGGCCUCCAGACUUUCUACAGCGGCUAAUAUUGGGCACAUGGACACAGCCAAGGACAUGUGGAAGAUGAUCAUGGGGAACUUGGCCCUCAUCCAGGUCCAAGCCACAGUGGUGGGGUUCCUGGCCUCCAUAGCUGCUGUGAUCUUUGGCUGGAUCCCAGAGGGACACUUCAGGCUGGGCCAUGCAGUGCUGUUGUGUGCAUCUAGUGUGGCCACCGCCUUCAUCGCUUCUCUGCUGCUAGGUAUCAUCAUGAUCGGCGUGAUUGUUGCAUCCAGAAAAGUCGGCAUCAACCCUGACAAUGUGGCCACGCCCAUAGCUGCUAGCCUAGGAGAUCUGAUCACCCUGUCCCUGCUGGCAGGCAUCUCAACAGGACUCUACAAAGAGCUAGAGUACAAUGAUUAUGCCAACCCUCUAGUGUGUGCAGUAUUUGUGGCGAUGUGCCCACUAUGGGUGCUGAUAGCCAGGAAGAUCCCAUCCACCAGAGAGGUCCUUUACUCCGGCUGGGAGCCAGUCAUCAUCGCCAUGGCCAUCAGCAGUGUCGGUGGUCUGAUCCUCGACAAAACUGUCACCAACCCAAACUUUGCUGGCAUGGCUGUCUUCACUCCAGUCAUCAACGGUGUGGGAGGUAAUCUGGUAGCAGUUCAGGCAAGUCGAAUCUCCACCUAUCUACACAUGAACGGUAUACCCAUGGGGGAUCCCAACCCAGCCCCCAGGAAGUGUCCCACACCCUGCACCUCCUUCUUUGGUUCCACUGUGAACUCCCGUUCAGCCCGUGUACUUUUCCUCCUGGUUGCCCCAGGGCACCUCGUCUUCCUCUACACCAUCAACUCCCUGAGGGGGGGGCACACCACCCUCACACCCAUCUUCAUUACCUUCUACCUGUUUGCUGCACUACUCCAGGUCAUGAUCCUCCUCUACCUGGCAGACUGGAUGGUCCACUGGAUGUGGGGUCGGGGCAUGGACCCUGACAACUUUUCCAUCCCGUACCUGACCGCGCUGGGUGACCUGCUGGGGACUGGCUUUCUAGCCCUGUGCUUCCACUUGCGCUGGUUCAUCGGAGACAGAGACACUAACGUGGGCAACUGAAUGCAUGCACAGAUACACGCGCUCACACACACACAUAAAAACAACUUAAAUCCUUACUGUAUCCUUGCACGCUCGAGCAGUGACGAACAUCACUCGCAUUGAACACUGAAACUGGACAUCUACAACGAAAGGGCUAAACUCCUGUCAGGCUCUGACUGACGGUGCACGUAGUGCACGUAGCAUUUCAUCUUCAGGAUAUCAGGACACUGUUGCUCAGCAGCAGCCCAGAAAUCCACCUUAGAGAAAAUGGAAUGUCUUCACGUCAACCACGCAACAAAACCCCACCCGUGAUGGACUCAUUACUCCACCGUUAUUUUACUUAAUAAAUAAGUCCUGCCACUUUUGUUAUCAUACCAUUGACAAUGAUUGUUAUUGUUCAAAAAGAUGCAUUUGAUAGCUGAUAUAUGAAUGGAUAUUUGUUCUAUGUGCACGGCCAGUCCUCAUUAUUUUCAAUGGGAACAUUCGCCGUCUUGUUUUUAAAAACCUUGACAGAAAAAGACAGCAAAAAGAAAAAACAUCCAAACAAGCCUAGAAUGCAUAAUCACCAAGUGCUACUUCACGUAUAUAGAAUGAUAAUUAUAUGAGAUCUAAUGGAAAAUCUGAUUUACUAGAACCUAUAGGACUGUCCUCGUGAUAGUAGGGAACUGUUUUAGGGGGUUUCACUAUAGGAGACUAGACCACCAACUAGCUAAAUCCCUUUUUAACAUUGUUUCCAUGGGUGGAUGGCUUCAUUUGAGUCAGGGUGUGAAAAUGAAGAUGUUAGGCUUUGUUUUCCGUAGCUGUUCACACCCAUUUCUGGCAUUUCAAAUAAGGACUACCAGAACUGAGGGAAGUCCAGCACUUCAGACAGUCACUAUAACAAUGGACUCGUCUCUUGGUUUUAACAUGAUGAGUUGGAAAUCACAUAAUUAGUUUAUUUAGCCGUGUUGUCCUCACAGGUUACACUGCUUCCAUUGUUGGCCAACUGUGCUCAUAAAACAUCCUUAUUCACAGAAAAAACAAGCAAAUACACUUUAGAAAAAAGAAAUAUGUGUGUCAUGGCUGUGUGACUGUCAGUCAGGAGUGUAUCAAAACUCAACUCCCUCUGAGCUGGAGCUCCACUUGUGGUGCCAAGAAGUCAGCAAAGGUCGAACUGUACCCUGAGUGGUUCCAGGUGAGAACAGCACCAGUGCCCCUGUAUGUAAGCAUCUGCCAACUUUCUACUGAACAAACAAAACGUUUGUUGCUGUGUUUCCCAAGCCAGGUUUUCAGUAAGUGACAAGAGGCUCAACACGCUGUAGUGCACUGGAACAAGCCUGCAGAGUUGGGACAGAGUCUGAAAGUGUGUUAAGUUGUCUUAGCCAGGCCGCCAGGUUAUGCUUUCUCGUAUUCAGUCUGGCACCAGAUGAAAGGUAAUGAUGGCAGAUCUUUUGUGUGGAUAUUUGGCCGUACUAAAUGUUUGGUUCCCACAGAGCAAUUAGGCCACGUUAGAGUAGUGAAUUAAGGGACAGCUCAAGGAACUGCGUCAGGUCAUAGGAGGAUAUGGGGAAGAAUUUUAGUCAAUUCAGAUUCAUGCAAAUGUCAACAUAAUUUUCCAAAUUCUUCGUAAUUCUAAAUUCUUCUGCCGGAAAACCCAGUGAGACUAGCACAAUGAAGUCCCACAUGUAGCAGUUAAAUCUCCUGCAGAAUUGCAAUAAUCAGGUGCAGCAAAUUUUAGUUCUAACCCUUGACCCAGAUAGAGUCAUAGCUCACUAACCAGCAAUAAGCCCUCUGCUACUAUAAAUUGCUGAAUAAAAAUGUGGUUUGGAGAUUUCUGUAGUAUAGAAUAGUAACAGUAGAACUGGUUUUGUGCACGGAUACGGCCAUUGUGGAGUUUCCUUUGCUCCUUGUUCUUGGGCAAAUUUCAACAGGAGAUCCGGUUUUGUCCUUCCAUUGAAAUACAUGCUAAGUUAGGUUAAUACCCCCCGAGAAAAAAUGAGUAAUUCAAGACAAAAAAAGAGUUUAACACUACAAUAAGUUAAUUAAUUAACUUAUUGUCAUGAUGCUAACAGUUCACUAAGCUAUCUAAGCUGUCAGUUAGCAAUUGUUAGCUUAGUUUAAAAGAAAGAAAAUUCAGAUUCUUUCAGACUCUCAAAAGCUUCCUAUGACAGUAAUAAGUGACAGGAAAUGAUGGAAAGAGACUGUGGGAUGACAUGUGAGGUCAUAAGGCUGCAUGUAUGUACACUAACCUUAACCCCAUCUCUGAGAACUUUUACCCCUUCCAAGAACCUGUUUACUUACUGUCGGAAGUUAUGUUUAUUACUCAGUGCAAGGCACGGUAUAUAGGACAGAAUCACAAAGCAGAUAGCUGUUUUAUGAAACUAAAUAUAGCUUGUAGCUUUCCUACAAAUAUAGGAUUUGGGUGUAAAAUCACAUUGCCGAUAGGAAACUGCUUUUUAACAAAUCCCAGAAGGUUGAUUCUGUUGAUCUGGACGUAGCGUUUUCAGAUCAACGGUGACUUCUUCAGCCUCAGCUGACUGCAGGUUUCUCCAGCCUUGUAAACAGUAUAUUUGCACUGACUAACUCCUUUGUAACAUAGUAGCUCUGUUUCUUUUGAUUUGACUGCAUUGGUUUGCAAGAUGCCAAACACUUCCACCUUUUUUUUCUCGAGUACAGACUAAUGUUGCCAUUCUACUGCUUGGUGUGAUUGAGCAUUGAGGCAGAAUUCAUUAUUAGUUGUUACUUUUCCCCAGUUAUGCCAAAGUGUGUAUUUUCCCUUUUGUUUUUGAAAUGAUGUCUGAUAAUAAGGGAGGAAAGUGUUUCAUAGGAGUAACUGAAUACUAUUUAACCAAAUAUUAAUCGUCAUUGACAUAAUGAGAUAACUGUAGCGUGUGCCCCACAUCCACACAACUGAUCUGCCAUCAGCUAACUCUGUAUUCAAGGGCUCGCAGGUGAGGAGGAGAAUGAAACGGGAAGUGGUGAGCCAUGUUGACAGACUGUAUCGAGUGCCGAUGUCAGUCCAGGAGAAACCUGCAUGUGAUGCUUGACUUAACUGUUUCCAAAGGGGGCCAGCAGAAUGCAUGUGCAGGGAACAUGGUGUGAAUGUGCAAAACUUGAUUAUUUUAUCUGUUUAAAAUCUUUGAUCUCAUGAUGUUUUUUAAAGUGUCAAUUAUGUUAAAAUUGUGAUUUUUUUUCUUCUUUGUUUUCCUUUAAUUCUUUGCCUCCUUUCUUCUUAACGCUUCACGAUUAUUGUUUUUUGUCAUGAAUUUGAUCAAACAACCACUGUAAACACUGUCUCCAGGCUGGUCAAAUGCAACGUUGUACUGUAAUUUGCAAAACCGCCUCCAGAGGGCACUGCAGGGAUUCUCCUAACUGUACAUCUCCUGUGUGUGUCCUCUGGAUUCACAUCCACAGCUGGAGUGACGUCAUUGGUUUUGUCUGCUUUUCUACAGUGUUUAACUUGUAAGAGUUGCACCCCUCCACUCUCAGUCUGUACCCUCCACUCUCUUACUGACCAGGUGCCAGCAUUCUGCCUCGACGUCAAUGGAAAGUUGUGAAUACUUCAAAAAUGGGGCAUGUAAUGCUUUAUUUAUUUUUAGAAGCACACAAAGCAAAUUGUACAUACUAUAUUUAUUCUAUAUAUAAGGUUGUUUAUUUUUAAUUUUGGCUCAGUAUCAUGGUCACCAUGUCUUCGUUCUAUUCUUUGCUGAAGGCCAGUAGAGCUUUUUUGCACUCUCUGCGAUAGAAUUGCAGUGAGGCUAAUGACUAGCACAGUGCCUAAUACCUGUCCUUACACACCGCACACACACGCUCGCGCGCCCUAUCUCGCACAGGGAAAGCAUACUUAUGAGACAUAGAAUGGCCUUAACCUAUCAGAGCCAAGCUCUAUUCAGAAUAACUAAUCAGGAACUAGGUUCGCCACAGAGUAGUGUCUGUUUAUUUAGCUCUGAUUUAAAAAAACAAAAACAAAAAAACAACUGUACAAUAUGUUGAUUAUGUGUAAUGUAAUAAUGAUUUUAUAUGACGCUGCAGUGGAGAUCGGUUCUUGUUCAGUUCGGAAGCUGGUAGACCCCCCAGCAAGUUGCUUUACACGGCAUCUGGGAAGUCUGGGAUUAGAAAUAAAGAGUCCAACACACCGGCAACACCUAAAGAAAACACAGAGUUCUCUGGUUCUUUUUCUUCUUAUGAAUCCAGAUGUAUCCUUCCCUCUAUCUUACAUAUCCAGCCUUUAAAAGCCCCCACCCACCUGCUGCCUUGUUAACCUCAGUGCUUCGAAUCGUUGAACCCCUGAACUCACAGGGAACCACGCUGACCCCCAGACUGCCAUCACUGACUUUAAAUAUCAGCUUUUGACUCUUAAUGUCAAAAUUAUUUUAAACACAUGUACAGUCUUACUGAGUCUGAGGUCUUUGUGUUCUCUGUGUGUUCCUUUUGUAAAAGCCUCCCUCUAUGAGGCAGGAGGAAGGCUUUCUUCCUGCAGGACUUUGUAAAUUGCUGGAAAUAAAUAAACUAUAUUAUUUCAUACCA